Molecule: messenger RNA, 2752 nt
Organism: Danio rerio (zebrafish)
Lineage: Eukaryota; Metazoa; Chordata; Actinopteri; Cypriniformes; Danionidae
Source: RefSeq, a predicted model, not a curated record
CCUGGGGCGUGAGUUUACUCCAGCUAACUCCAAAACAGCUGAAUACAGGGGGGCUGAAAGAGACACUAUAGCGAUCCUUUGCUUGAGGAGGGGCAUAAAACCACACUUCAGGUGCUUGUUUAACAGCUUUUAUAAGGAGAUCUCCGCUGGAUCUCCCUCACUGCGCUCCGCCCGGUGCUUGAGGACAGAAGAUGCCCAGGCAGUUUUUCUGCCCAGUGUUCGGCUCGUCACUGUGGUUGGCACUGAUACUCCAGUCUCUCAUUUCCUCCGCCGUUACCUACAGAAGACCAGUGUCUGGGGGAAAGAGACAGAGCUUUCUGGAAAGGACCUUGAUUUUACUGGACGUUAAUACUCGGAGCCCGGUCAAAGUUUUGAAUGACAACUUCCUCUCAUUGCAGUUGGAUCCGUCUAUUAUAAAGGAUGGUUGGCUGGACUUCUUAAGCUCCAAGCGUUUAGUCACUCUGGCACGGGGACUCUCUCCAGCUUAUUUGAGGUUUGGGGGCAAACGGACUGACUUUCUCCAGUUUCAUAACCUGAAGAAUCUAGCAAAGUUUAGAGGGCCUGGACCAGACUAUUACCUCAAAAACUAUGAAGAUGACAUAGUGCGCAGUGACUUCGCUCUGGACAAACAAAAGGGCUGCAAGCUGGCCAGCCACCCAGACAUGAUGCUGGAACUACAGCGGGAGAAAGCAGCUCAGAUGCAGCAGGUCUUGCUGAAAGAACAGCUUUCCAACAUCUACAGCGAUGUCACAUUAACAGCCAGGUCUUUAGACAAACUCUACAACUUUGCCGACUGCGCAGGACUGCACCUGAUCUUCGGCCUGAAUGCCUUGCACAGAAACCCAGACAACUCGUGGAAUGCAACCAGUGCUCUGAGUCUGCUCAAAUACAGCGCCGGCAAAAAAUACAACAUCUCCUGGGAGCUUGGCAAUGAGCCCAACAGUUACCGUAUAAUGGCUGCUCGGUCAGUCAACAGCUCUCGUCUGGCUCAGGAUUACACUCUUCUGAAGACGUUACUGCAGUCGGUGCGUUUCUACAGCCGAGCGAACCUCUACGGGCCAAACAUCGGCCGUCCUCGCAAAAACGCAAUCCUCUUACUAGAUGGGUUUAUGAAAAAUGGCGGUUCUGUGGUUGAUGCUGUAACGUGGCAACAUUACUACAUUGACAGACGGGUGACCAAAGUGGAAGACUUUAUGAAGACGAGACUUCUGGACACCCUGUCUGAGCAGAUUACAAAGGUUUUGAAGAUUGUUCAGACUCAUGCUCCAGAGAAGCAUGUGUGGCUGGGUGGAGUUGGUCCGGCUUGGGCAGGAGGCACCAAUAAUUUAUCCGACACAUUUUCUGCUGGCUUUCUGUGGCUUAACACUCUUGGCAUCGCUGCAGCUCACGGGAUUGAUGUUGUUCUCCGACAUUCGUUCUUUGACUAUGGUUACAACCACCUGGUGGACCAGAACUUCAACCCUUUACCUGAUUAUUGGGUAUCUCUGCUCUUCAAACAUCUGGUGGGCCCGAGGGUGCUGGCGGUGCACGUUGCAGGUCUCCAGAGAAAACCUCGUCCCGGACGGGUCAUCCGGGACAAACUCCGCAUAUAUGCCCACUGCACCAGCUUUCACAAUCACGAUUAUGUCAGAGGGUCCGUAACCAUCUAUAUCAUCAACCUUCAUCGCUCACGGAAGAAAAUCAAGCUGGCCGGGACUUUACGAAAUAAAACUGUCCACCAGUAUCUGUUACAGCCCUUCGGCACAGAAGGACUUCAAUCCACGUCUGUGCAGCUGAACGGAGAGCCCUUGCGCAUGGUGGAUAAUGAGACGUUCCCUGAGCUGAAGCCUAGGACGCUGCGGGCUGGCAGAACGAUAGCCAUGCCUCCUGUAUCUAUUGGUUUCUACGUCAUCAAGAAUAUUAACGCUUACGCCUGCCGCAGAUAACACACACUGACCGACCUCAGCACAUCUUCUGUUCAAUGCACCAGCCCCUCGUGGCACUCUCCUGUUUUAGAAGAAAGACCCCUUCGUUCAAGCAAGGGUUGCACUGAAUGCUUCCAACAACAUUUCUCCUCUUUUGAAUCCACAGGAACAGCUGGACUUGUGGAAAGUGAAUGUAUUUCGGUUGCUCUGUUGUGAUUUGUUUUUGUUGCUUUUAAUUGCAGAAGCUUAUAAUGAAGUCUGGUGGUUCUUCAAUCAUAGCAGUGUCACUGAGAGCUUUAUGGUAUGAUGUUGAGGAUCAUCUUAAGCUACAAACAUGAGGUAAUCAGUUAGCACAUCCCGGCUGAAUCUGACUUGAUUUUCAGUUUUGCUUUUUGAUACACAAUUAAAAAUAAGGCCGGUUUUUACAGAAUUGCCACAGAACCGAUCUUGGUUCCCCAAAGAAUCUUUCAGCCAGCAGGUCUUGCUGUAUAAACAUUUAUAUAUUAGAGUGAAGAAUGUUAUAAUGAACUAAAAAACCUUUUUGACUUUAAUAUUUCAUGCAUGUCAAUGGCUCCUAAUGGAACUAUUGAUUCUAAUUAAGAAGCUUUACUCUAACUGUGCAUUCACAUCGAAAGCGGCGAGAUCGUCAGUCGCUGGAAGUCAUUCAUUUUCAAUGGGAGCCAGCGGCUAUAGGUGGCAUGGUGCGUCUUUGCCGGUGUGAGCGUCGAGAAGAGUUGAAAUCAAGUCAACUUUAUGCUUAUGAGUAGGCCCACACGGAAUCUGCGCGCGCAGAAUUCAGCAGAUUUUUUGCAGAUUUUUUUGCAGAUUUUCCACAGAAUUCCGCAGAU